CAUUCUACUCAUAUUGACAGAGGAACACAUCUGACCGAGUGGACCUGAGGCGCUCCUCGUCUGGCUCAAGAACACGUUGGCUGAGCCAGUGACUGCACAUCCUACUUCUACUCACCUUUAGAGUUAUUAUAGUUGAGUGUCAAAUCCUUUAAAUAAAUUGUGCAUAAUGCAGUUUUUACAGUCUAGAAUCACAAGGUUGUAGAAGUUUAGCAGGGCGUAGCAGCCCGAGUGUAAUCCUAAACUUACAUCGCCCCCUACCGACGAUAAGGGAGGUCAAACCUCAUCGCAGUACCACCGCCCCGCCGGCAGGGGGCGCUGGAGGCCGCCGAGCUGCGUCGUUUCCCCGGCGCCGCAGUCCUUCCGCCACCACCGGGAGCACAGAGAGCAUCAAAACACAAACAAUGGGCAAGAAGCACAAAAAGCACAAGUCCGAAAAACACGGAUAUGAAGAGUCCGGGGAGAGGCCCCUGAAGCUGGUGCUCAAAGUGUCCGGCAGCGAGGUGACGACGGGCAGCUCCGGUCUGGAGCCGGUCUCCGACGAGCGGCCGGCGGACGGCGACAAACCCAAAGAGAAGAAGAAGAAGAAGAAGAAGGAUAAAGAGAAGAGCGCCGGCUCCCCGGAGGACGACAAGGGCAAGAAGAAGAUGACGAAGAAGAAGAAAGGACCGGAAGUGAACGACGAGGAUGAACGCAGCAGAACCCCGAUCCGCUCGGAGCUGGAUAAACAGGAAGAAAAGGAACAAACUCCUCUGCAGGAAGCGUUGAACCAGCUCAUCCGGCAGCUCCAACGGAAGGACCCCACCGCGCUCUUCUCGUUCCCGGUGACCGACCUCAUCGCUCCGGGCUACUCGAUGAUCAUCAGGCGUCCGAUGGACUUCAGCACCAUAAAGGACAAAGUGAAGAAGAGUUACUACCAGUCGCUGGAUGAGCUCACGAUGGAUUUCAGGGUCAUGUGUGAAAACGCCAUGAUCUACAACCAACCGGAGACGAUCUACCACAAAGCGGCUCGGAAGCUGCUGAACUCCGGACUGAAGAUCCUCAACCAGGAGCGACUGGACAGCCUGAAGCAGAGCAUUGAGUUCAUGUCGGGCCUCGACCCGUCGGCCAAACCGCCGGGAAAGACCGAGGGACCCGGAGGACCCCCCACCGCCGAGAGACCCCAGACCCCCAGCAGACAAGAGAAAGACUCCAAGGACGAGGCGGCGAAGGUGGAGAAAGAGCUGCAGGAAAUCCACAAGGUCAUCGAGGAGUCUGGAGGGAAGCUGUCCAACCGAGUGCUGCAGUGUGACUUGGAGUUUUCCCGGCGGAAGGCCGACGGCUCCACCACCAUGACCAUCCUCAACCCCGCCGACCCCUCCGUGGGAGACGCCGGCUUCUGUCCCGUGAAACUGGGCAUGAUGUCCAACCGGCUGCAGAGCGGCGUGAACAGCCUGCAGGGCUUCAGGGAGGACAAGAGGAACCGCAUCACUCCAGUGACCUACGUCAACUACGGGCCCUUCACCUCCUUCGCGCCGACCUACGACUCCAGCUUCGCCAACAUCAGCAAGGAGGAUUCCGACCUCGUCUCCUCCCUCUACGGCGAGGAGGCGGAGCCUCUGGCCUCAGACAGCUUGUUGAAGUUCCUCGCCAAGUCGGACGAGUACGUUUACCGACUGGCGGAUGACGUUCUGGACGCCGUCACCAACGGAGAGCACUCCAGGAGCCUGAAGGCGGCCGAGCCGCAGGUGGAGGAGGGAGCGAACUCACAAGAGGACUCGAGUGACAUGGAGGUCGCUGAACCCGACGUGGCCGACUGCAGCCGGCUGGACUUCCUGCGCCAUGCGGCCGGCCUGCAGGCAGCAGAGCCGCUCUCUGGGGAGGCUCUGCACUUCCAGCAGAAGCUGGACGACACCACCGCGCUGCUGCGUGAGCUGCAGGAGGCGCAGCAGGAGCGCCUGAGCACCAAGCAGCCGCCCAACAUGAUCUGCCUGCUGGCGCCGACGGCCCGGGAGUUGGAGCUGGCUGAGAAGGUGACGGGGAACCUGGCCUCUCUGACGGGCCUCGUGGCUCCAUGUGACGUCAGCAGUGUGUUCAGCAUCAGGAGGGCCAUGGGCAUUGCGGGGCCCCCGGAGCCCCCCGGGGCCCCCGGGCCCCUCCUGGACCUCACCACAGUUCUGGAGGCGGAGCCUAUGGAGUCGUCCGUUGGUCCAGGUCCGGUCGCUGUCUGAAGAACUUUUAUCAUUAACUUAUGUUUCGUAUGAAGUGAUUUUUUGUGUGACAUUUGUAUCCAUUUCAGUCAAUAAACUCGUUUUAUAAGUUUUUA
This is a messenger RNA of Pseudoliparis swirei, 2302 nucleotides long. It is a transcript of the gene brd7, whose product is annotated as bromodomain containing 7. The record is from RefSeq and is a predicted model, not a curated record. Gene Ontology annotation, cellular component: nucleus. Gene Ontology annotation, biological process: regulation of transcription by RNA polymerase II. NCBI's taxonomy places the organism in Eukaryota, Metazoa, Chordata, Actinopteri, Perciformes, Liparidae. Bases 402 to 2207 code for a protein of 601 amino acids. The transcript is spliced from 17 exons.